AUGGCAGAGUUUACUGUGAACUUUGCUAUCGAAACAUUGGGUUCCUUGCUUGUCCAGGAAACCAAGCCGUUGAGAAGUGUAAAGAAAGAAGUUGAAAGCAUCAAAAGAGAGCUGGAGUUCAUCAGAUCUUUCCUCAGGGAUGCAGAUACAAGAGCAGCGGCCGAAGAAGAAGGAGGAAGCGAUGGAGGUGUCGUAAGUACUUGGGUAAAACAAGUAAGGGAAGAAGCUUAUCACAUUGAAGACGUCAUAGAUGAGUACAAACUUAAUGAGGCGAAGCAUCAUGAACAUGAUGACAAAGGUCUCACUGGUUUCCUUCGUAAAAUGCAUUGCUUCAUCAAUAAACUUAAGCGGUGUCAUGGAAUUUCCUCCGAGAUUAAACAUAUCAAAUCAUCACUUGCUGAUAUACAAAGAAGUGCGGAAUACUAUAAAUUCAAGCCCAUUGAUCAAGGAGAUGUUGUAUCGCACGAUUCUCGAGUUUCUUCCCUUUUCAUCCCAGGCGAUGAACUUGUGGGCAUCGAAUCUACUAGAGACCAAUUGAUUGGUUUGUUGGUGAGUGGAACAUCCAAGCGUGCGGUGAUUGCAGUUGUGGGCGAAGGAGGACUUGGCAAGACCACUCUUGCGGGGAAUAUUUAUAAGAAUGAUGUAGUGAAGAAGCAUUUCGAUUGCCAGGCUCGAAUCACGGUUGGGAAAGAAUGCACCAAAACGGAUAUACUAAGGAAAACUUUACAGGCACUGAUGGACAAAAUGGGUGUGACAGGGUCUACUCGUGGAGAGAUGGACAAAGUGGGUGUGACAGGGUCUACUCAUGUAGAGAUGGACAAAAUGGAAGAGACUGAUCUGCACGCCGCACUGGAGAGACAAUUAAAAGAUAAGUGUUACAUGGUUUUGUUCGAUGACGUGUGGACAACUGAUUUUUGGGGAUAUAUAGAGUAUGCUUUAAUUGAGAACAACAAAGGAAGUAGGAUUAUCCUUACAACCAGAAACAGGGGCAUUGUUGAUGUGAUUCCUUUUGUUAAUGUCCAUAGGCUACAACCCUUGCCUUCAGAUGAGGCAUUUGAACUUUUUUGUAGAAAGGCUUUUGGUCCUCAAGGGUGUUGUCCGCCUGAGUUGGAGAAACUGUCUCGUGACAUCCUUCGGAAAUGUGGAGGUUUACCACUAGCAAUUGUUGCCGUUGGUGGUCUUCUCUCAAACAAGAACAAGGUUGCUUUUGAAUGGAAAAAGUUACUUGAUGAGUUGGGGCCACAGUUGGGAAGCGAUUCUCAUCUAAAAGAUUGCAACAAAGUUUUAUUAGAAGGUUAUUAUGGUCUACCUCACCAUCUCAAACCUUGUCUCUUAUAUUUUGGUUUUUUUCCAGAAAGCUACUCAAUCAAUUGUGCAAGACUGAUUCGCCUAUGGAUUGCUGAGGGCUUUGUCCCUUAUUCCAAACACCGCAGAUCUGAACAAGUUGCUGAAGAAUUCUUGAUUGAUCUCAUUAACAGGAGCUUGGUUCAAGUGGUGAAGACGGAUUUCUUUGGAAGACCUAGAUUUUGUCGAGUCCAUGAUCUAAUGCACCAGAUUAUCCAUAAAAAGACCGAAUAUUUGGGCUUCUCUCAUUUUGUGAACAGAGAACACUCAAAUCUCCCAACCAAAAUUCGGCGCAUUUCUAUACAAGGGAGUGCUGAUAGUGUUCUUGAGAGCAUCAAGAACUCGAAGGUACGUUCUGUUUCUCUUUUCAGAGUUGAUAAGGUGCCUAACUCUUUCAUGACUACACUUGUGGAUUUCAAACUUAUAAAAGUACUUGAUUUUCAAGGUAGUCCUAUAGAGUAUCUUCCUGAAGGAGUGGGAAACCUCUUCCACUUGCACUACUUAAGUGUGAAAAAUACAAAAGUAGAAGUACUUCCCAAGUCCAUAGGUAAGCUUAUCAAUUUGGAGACCUUGAAUUUGAAGUUUUCUCUUGUCACUGAGCUUCCCUGUGAGAUCAAGAAUCUUAAGAAAUUGUGUUAUCUAUUGAUAUAUCAUUUCAACAGUAGUGGUCUUUUGCAAACAGUAAAAAUACCUAUGGAGUUUGGCUCUUUAUCGGAUCUACAGAAGCUAGGUUAUGUGGAAGCUAACUUUGAAGUACUCAAAGAGCUUAGGAAGCUACGGCAAUUGAGAAAGUUAGGAAUAAGGAUCACAACUAGAAAUGAGAAGGAUUUGUGUGGUUGCAUUGCCAAUAUGGAAAAAGUUGAAUGUCUUAGUCUUAGGUCGACACGUAGAGAAGAAAUUCUUGAUAUAGAAUCGAUGACUUCUCUCCUUCGUGGUCUUCAGCGCCUCUACUUAGGAGGAACUAUGAAGAAGCUACCAAAUUGGAUUUUUAAACUUGAAUAUAUUGUCAGAAUUGGUUUGGACUUGUCAGGAUUAACUGAUGAUCCCAUAAGAGUCCUGCAAGCCCUGCCUAAUUUAUUGGAGCUUAGGUUGUCUAACACAUGCCAUGGUGAGCAAGUAAAUUUCAAAGGAGGUUGGUUUCCAAAACUAAAAAUUUUGGAUCUCAAAAGAGUGGAAUUGAUGAUUAUAGACAAAGGUGCAAUGCCUAACCUUGAAGAAUUAUAUAUUGGACCAAGCCCUCGAUUGAAAGAGAUUCCAAUUGGAAUUGAACAUCUAGGAAACCUAAGGAUUUUUCAAUUUCGCUUUAUGUUGAAAGAAAUUUAUUGUAUGAUAAAAGACGAGAAGUGGAAGAAAGUUACCCAACAUAUACCGGAUGUCGGUGUCUCUUUCAAAAUGGAAGGAGGAAUAUCUUAUGAAACUACUAAGUAUCUCUUGUCUCUCUCGCUUGAUGAUUUUGAGCAAUUUAUUGAAAAAGUAGAGCGAAGUAACGUGUCCUCUCAUCUGUGA
Pistacia vera is the source of this 2850-nucleotide messenger RNA. Its product is annotated as disease resistance protein RPM1-like. The transcript is spliced from 2 exons. NCBI's taxonomy places the organism in Eukaryota, Viridiplantae, Streptophyta, Magnoliopsida, Sapindales, Anacardiaceae. Bases 1 to 2850 code for a protein of 949 amino acids. Gene Ontology annotation, molecular function: ADP binding. Gene Ontology annotation, biological process: defense response to other organism. The record is from RefSeq and is a predicted model, not a curated record.